Molecule: messenger RNA, 1176 nt
Organism: Zalophus californianus (California sea lion)
Lineage: Eukaryota; Metazoa; Chordata; Mammalia; Carnivora; Otariidae
Gene: RIPPLY1
Product: ripply transcriptional repressor 1
Biological process (GO): embryonic pattern specification; negative regulation of transcription by RNA polymerase II
Cellular component (GO): nucleus
Source: RefSeq, a predicted model, not a curated record
AUGCAGGAGGUUCUGAGAAAUGAGAGCCCCUACAGCCUGCCUGGCCUCGACCCCCUAAGGAUGGACCCUUUUGUUCCCGCUGCUGCUGCCCCGGUCCCAGCCCUGGCCCUAGCUCCAAACCCUGUGCAGUGCCCCCGGGCACUCCUUGACCUAUUAAGUCCAUCGCCCCUUGUCUCCUCUGGACAACGAGUAGGUGGCAGAGAAAGAGGAGCUUGUCUCUGGAGGCCCUGGCUGUCCUCUACAAGUGACCUGCCGGGGCAGGUGAGGAGACCGGUAGAUUCGGCUACUGGUGGGCCAACAGGGGCUGAAGUCACGAAGGCUGACCCUGAGUUCCAUCACCCCGUCAGGCUCUUCUGGCCUAAAGCACGCUCCUUUGACUACCUGUACAGUGAUGGGGAGAUUUUACUGCAGAACUUCCCCGUCCAGGCAACCAUCAACCUAUAUGAGGACUCAGACAGCGAAGAGGAGGAAGAGGAAGAAGAAAAGGACAAAGAAGAGGAAAAAGAGGAGACAGACGAAAGGGGGCUGGAAGAGUGUGUGAGGGUACCAGGGUCAGCCCCACACACGGCCACAGCUCCUCUUCCUUCCCCGCUCCUGACGUGCCCAAACUGAACCGGUCAGAGUCUGCCUGGGGUUCAGUAUGACUGGCAAGGCUCUAGAGCAUCAAUGAGCCAGGAAUCUCCAGACAUAGCUCUCUAGACUGUAAGUUGGGUCCUUGAGUCCCCAGCUCACCGCGGUGAUAUUCAGCUGGCCUGUGGACCCAGGCCUCUGGAAUCUCAUUGUCUGUGUUGUUGUGAGACAGUGAGAGGGUCCAAGGAGCUCUAGGGGAAGACCAGCUUUCUGAAGCUCCCCCGGAAGCAGAUCAAGACAGUGGCUACCCAUGCAGAGAGGACCAGUUACUCUUCGGGGUUCUUUGACUCCCCAGCCUUCCAGCUGGCUCCAGAGUCCUGUCUCCCCACAGAAGACCUGACUUCUGGCUUCGCCUCCAGUGACACCAGCAUCAGAUCCAGGCAAAGUGGGGGCACCUCUCUGAGGAGCCUUGCAGGAGAGGAAGGGGGCAUGUAGGAAAUCAGCUUGCUUUGGGGACCUCCCUCCAUUUUGCCUGCUAUCCACUGGGGUCUGUGUGUUGGUAUGAAAUGAAUCAGGAGAAAAAUAAACUAGAUGAUGGGUGCCCUU